Dama dama (fallow deer) is the source of this 1659-nucleotide messenger RNA. It is a transcript of the gene PPP1R3G, whose product is annotated as protein phosphatase 1 regulatory subunit 3G. The record is from RefSeq and is a predicted model, not a curated record. Gene Ontology annotation, molecular function: protein phosphatase 1 binding; glycogen binding. The transcript has a single exon. Gene Ontology annotation, cellular component: protein phosphatase type 1 complex. Gene Ontology annotation, biological process: regulation of glycogen biosynthetic process. Bases 1 to 1659 code for a protein of 552 amino acids. NCBI's taxonomy places the organism in Eukaryota, Metazoa, Chordata, Mammalia, Artiodactyla, Cervidae.
AUGGCCUCCGGAGGCGCUCGGAAGCGGCCCCCGCCCGGCCCCCGGCCCCGCGCAGUCUCCCGCCCGGACCUGGUCCGGGUCCGCCCGGCGCCCGUGGGGCGAUCGCGCCGGGCCGGGCCAUCUUCGAGCGCCUGGAACUUGGGGAGGAAGGAGGAGCCGAUCCGCGAGGCCCGCCGCCGCCCAGCUGCCCCGCCCGCUAGUUUCCCGCAGUUUGGCGCCUCCUCGGCGGGUGCGACGGCGCACGGGAGACCGCGCCGCGACCCUCGGGAGGGUGGACCUGUUCGGACCCAAGGGGCCGACCUCGCGGUCAGAAGGACGACCGAGCUGAGCGCGGGCUCACUCCGGAGCUCGGGGGACAGGACUGGAGGAGUCCUGGGACCCCGCCCGCCUGGACUCCGCGCCCCCGGGCCCGCCCCCGCCGCGGGCCGGCUCCAGCCCGUGCGGUCGCGCCCGGCCCGCGCCCUCCUCCCACCCCGCCCCGGGCAGCGCCCCCGAGCUUCCAGACUGGAACUGCCUUCUCCUCCUGGACCGAGGCGGGCGCUGCGCUCUCUGCACCUCCCCAGGCGUCAAGUGUCCCGAGGACAGGUCCCGGGCCAGGGCGUCAUGGAGCCCCGGGGGGUGCUGCUAAGUGCGGAGGUACCGGGAUCUGCGCCCCCGGAAAAGCCCCGGGCAGCUGGGGAGCCGCCCGCCGCGGGACGGCCCCGCACGGAGGGCGGCGUGGAUGGCGGCUGCGCGGCGGCGGCCCCGGGCCCCGACGCCGAGCGCGGGUCCUCGCAGGAGCCGGCCAGCCCCCGGGAGCAGGAGGCGCGGCUGGAGAGCCGCCGCCGCGCGCGCUCCUUCUCGCUGCCCGCCGACCCGAUCCUGCAGGCUGCUCAGUUCCUGCAGCAGCGCCAGCCGCCUGCCCCGGGCGCGGAGGGCGGCGAGGCGGCCGAGGACGCGCCGCUCGGUCCGGGCGACUGCUGCGCCAAGUGCAAGAAGCGGGUGCAGUUCGCGGACGCGCUGGGGCUGAGCCUGGCCCGCGUGAAGCACUUCAGCGAGGCUGAGGAGCCGCAGGUGCCGCCCGCCGUGUUCUCACGCCUGCGCAGCUUCCCGGCGCGCGCCGAGGACCUGGAGCGGCUCCCCGGCCUGCUGGCCGCGGUGGUGGCCGCGCCCCCCCGCGCGCCGCCGCCGGCCCGGCUGCAGCCCCUCUUCGAGCUGCCCGGGCCGAGCGCCGCGGCCGCGCGCCUGCGGAGACAGCGCGUGUGCCUGGAGCGCGUGCAGUGCGCGGCGCCCGGCGGCGCGGAGGUGACCGGCUCGGGCCGGGUGCUGGGCUGCCCCGGGCCGCGCGUCGUGGCCGUGCGCUACACCUUCACCGAGUGGCGCUCCUUCCUGGACGUGCUGGCCGAGCUGCGGCCCGAGCCCGGGAAGCCUCUGCCGCCGGACGCGCCGUCGGGGGAGCCCGGGGACGCCGAGGAGGAGGAGGAGCCCGGCGCCGAGCGCUUCCACUUCGCGCUGUCCCUGCCCCCGGGCCUGCUGCCCAAGGAGGGGGAGGACGCGGACGCGCCGGGGCUCGCAGUCCACUUCGCCAUCUGCUACCGCUGCGCCCAGGGCGAGUACUGGGAUAACAACGAGGGGGCCAACUACACGCUGCGCUCGGGGCGCCCGGCCGACGCGCUCUGA